Molecule: messenger RNA, 1371 nt
Organism: Musa acuminata AAA Group (dessert banana)
Lineage: Eukaryota; Viridiplantae; Streptophyta; Magnoliopsida; Zingiberales; Musaceae
Product: transcription factor ABORTED MICROSPORES-like
Exons: 4
Coding region: 1-1269 (422 amino acids)
Biological process (GO): regulation of DNA-templated transcription
Cellular component (GO): nucleus
Molecular function (GO): DNA-binding transcription factor activity; protein dimerization activity; sequence-specific DNA binding
Source: RefSeq, a predicted model, not a curated record
AUGACGGAUGGCCAACGCACCCGAGAGUUCAUGAUGUCCCAGUGCACCUCGGACUCCUACGAUCGCUCCAUCGACAUACCCAUGGCUGAUAACAAUAUGGACUCGGGUGCUGGUGGUGGUGAUGAUUCCCAGCCAUGGCUUGCCCCGCAGGCAAUGGCGACGGGCGCUCAAGCUCUUCCCUGGGAUCUCUACGCCUCCCACUUGAACUUGUUCGACAGGACGAAGGAUGACGACGUCCUGCACGAUGGCUCUACCAGAAACUUCUUCCUUCUCGGCAAUCUUCCACCUCCGCUGUCGGAGUCCAUGGUCGCUAAUGGCUUCCCGGAAGACGCAUUGGCGUAUCAGCAGUCGCUCCUGACGACCGCGAGCAAUCUGCACUGCCACAAUUUUGGUGCGGAGUCGUCAGUGACUCGGGAGAUCGCCGGUCACGGUAAGGAGUCCCUGAAGAUGGAAGGCAAUGCCCGAAUCGAGUCGGGCUCGGAAGGCAGCGACGAUGACGAGGAGCACCGGCCGGCGAGGAGGUCGGGCAAGCAACACUGCUCGAAGAACCUCUUCGCGGAGCGAAAGAGAAGGAAGAAGCUCAACGAUCGGCUCUAUGCUCUGCGCGCAUUGGUUCCAAAGAUCACAAAGAUGGACAGGGCUUCGAUACUAGGAGACGCCAUCGAGUACGUGAUGGAUUUGCAGAAGCAAGUGAAGGAUCUGCAGGACGAACUGGAGGAGACGAAUCAGGAGGACGACGGCCACGACAAGCAGAUCGGAAGCAACCUCCGCAACAGCAACAGCCAAAUGGAUGUCCCGAUCCCAAAUGGGUGGCUGGAUCACGACGAUUCUGGGAACAAUCCCAGGACGGCAGCCGCCGCCGACGAUAACAAGCCAUCAUCCGACAAGGGUCAGCAGAUGGAGCCACAGGUGGAGGUGAGGCAACUGGAGGCGAACGAGUUCUUCCUGAAGGUGCUGUGCGAGCACAAGCAAGGAGGGUUUUCGAGGCUGCUGGAAGCGAUGAGCUCCCUGGGACUGGAAGUAACCAAUGUCAGUGUCACCACGUACGGGAGCCUAGUCUUGAACGUCUUCAGAGUUGAGAGAAGAGAUGAUGAAGUGGUGGAAGCAGAUCGAGUGAGGGACUCAUUGCUGGAGGUGACGCGAGAUCCGCAAGGGUGGUCAGGGCUUGCACAAGCAGUGGAGUAUCAGCAGCAGCACCCCCAGCACGGCCACAGCCACCACGAGCUCGGCUUCGACCAUCACCUUCAUUACCUUCACCACCAAGCAUAGCUUGGCAACACAAUGGUGUGCUUCACAAUGAUUGUAGUUUGAGCUCAUCUACCGUGUUAUUAGUCCUCUUAUAUUCUCUAGGAGAAAUAUAGAAAUGGGGGC